GCUGCUGUUCGCAGCGGAGAUAUGCAUCUCUGUUACAGUUCUUUAAUCACAAGCUGACCAGCUGGAGGGGACAUGUCGGCUCAGGGCUUGUUGAGCAGUGUGUUCUCAUGCUCGCUGAGCCCCAAAACUCUCUCCAAACGGAGACUAAGACACACCAAGAGUUUGGACCCGGCGUUGAUGAGCCAUGACGGCUUCUACGGCGAGGAGACGUCGGUUCAGGGUGACUUUACCUGGAACAGCGUGUCAGGACGUAACGUUGGCCUGAAGCCCGUCCCUUUGCACAGCCUCUCAGAGUUGGAGAGGGUUCAUCUCCAAGACGUGGCCUUCAGACGGAUGCUUCGGAAUCGCGACCCGGGCUACCACAUCACCAUGCCUAAAUAUGGCCACAAGCACAAGAAGUUACUCAGGCGGAAGUUGGAUUCAUUAUCUAAAGAGAAGAGUAAAGACAAAGACACGAUGCCCCAGGCGUUUGGCAUACCGCUGUCGCAGGUCAUAUCCAACGACCGCACACACAAGCAGCGGCACGACCCCCCGCGGGAGGAGAACAGUGACUUCAUGCUGUCCUUCUUCCACUUCAACUCCGGCUUCAAAAGGGGCAACAAGGAGCUCUCCAGCAGCAACUCGUCCCUUAGCUCCACUUCGGAGACCCCAAAUGAUUCCCCUGUGUUCAGCGCACCGGACGCAGCCCCGCGGACACGCAGGAGGGGCGGAGUGUCGGUGGAUUGCAUCACCGAUCUUGACGACAACCAGUCUCGGCUCUUGGAGGCCCUUCAGCUCUCUCUGCCAGUGGAGGCAGCUGGCAACAGCAAGAAGCACCAUGACAACAAACUCAGCCUUAACCCUAUUUACAGGCAGAUGCCCAGGGUCGUGGAUCUCUGCUGCCAGCACCUGGAAAAAUACGGCCUGAACACGGUUGGAAUUUUCCGUGUCGGAAGUUCCAAGAAGAGAGUACGACAGCUUCGCGAGGAUUUUGACCAGGGAUGGGCGGUGCACUUGGACGAGGAGCACAAUGUGCAUGAUGUCGCUGCAUUGCUGAAAGAGUUCCUCAGAGACAUGCCGGACCCACUGCUCACAAGAGAACUCUACACGGCCUUCAUCAACACAAAGUUGCUGGAUAGUUCAGACCAAGAGAGCGCCAUCCAGCUCCUGAUAUUUCUGCUUCCUCCCUGUAACAGCGACACGCUGCAGCGCCUCCUGUGCUUGUUGUCCACAGUGGCUGCAAAUGCUGAAGACCGCCUGGACACUGACGGACAAGAGAUCACAGGAAACAAGAUGACAUCACUCAAUCUAGCGACCAUCUUUGGACCCAACCUCUUGCACAAGAAAAAAAACUCAGACAAAGAGUUUGCUGUCCAGAGUUUCGCCCGCGCAGAGGAAAGCAACGCCAUCAUCAGCGUGGUCCAAAAGAUGAUCAAUAUAUAUGAUAUGCUUUUUAUGGUUCCUGCUGACCUUCAGAACGAGGUGCUGAUGAGUGUGCAAGAAUCUGAUCCUGAUGUUGUGGAUUACUUACUGCGGAGAAAAGCCUCUCAGUACUCUGAGCCCGGCCUUCUUAGAGCAGAGGAUUCCUUCUCUCUGACUGAGAGGUACGUAUCCAGUGACUCCAUCAAAGCCUCUAGCGGAGAGGUGUCUCCCUAUGAUAACAACUCUCCUGUCCUGUCGGAUCGACUGCUGUGUAAAUACCCCGAGGAGAGCGGUCCCCUCUCAGACGGGAGCCCCAGACUUUCUGGGCAGUACCAAAUCAGCGGCCAUUCUAAAGACGGAUCUGGCUGCACCUCUCCGACACUUUCUACGGAUAAAGACUUCCUCGGAGACGUGUCGGAAUGUGAGUCGUAUGGAUCUUCAGAAUGGCUGAGCAGUCACCAAGGUAACAAUAAGCUGCCCGUCAGACAAACCUCAUUGGACGUGUUGGAAAUCAGGCCACACCCCCCAGUGACUCGCAGCUGCAGUGGUUCUCAUGACCAGAAAGGACAAAGACAACCUCAACCGUCAUUACAUCAGUGGAGUAGCAGCCAAUCAGCAGCCCUCCGCUCUGACACCUUAGCAGAAAGGACAGGACAACAAUCAUGUCCGUCACUUAAGGUCAGGACUUACGGUUUGGCUCCCCCUCACUCCUCCGGAAGGCUGAGGGAGACCCAUAAGUCUUACUCCACGCCCUCCGUCUUUAUAUAUGAGUCUGACACCCAAACCCCACAGCAGUGCAAGCAAAGCCCCGCCGCCCAGAGUGCAGAUGCCUCUGGGCCCGGACCAGAAAAGAGCCCUGGUACACCAGACUGGCAGACGCAGAGGUGGCAUAUAUGGCAUAUGCUGUCAAAAGAAAAUGCAGACGCCCUGCCGGAGACAUUGGUGUGAUGCAAACUUCGACUAUGUUAUAUGGAAGAUAAUUUCUAAUAUAAGGGGCCAUUCUCCUGUCACAUCAUCAGUUGCUGAAAUGCUACUGUGUGUCCGAACAUGCAGUAUCAGUCAAUGUUUCUCAUUGAUAAACUGAUGGGACUUUAACAUUGUGAUGAUAGUGCUGUUAUUUUGCAGGGGCGUUUAACUUUUUAUAUAUUCAUAUUGUUGUGUGUGUUAACAUGAUGGAAAUUAUAUGUUAUGUGAAUAUGUUAAUGAGCUAUUGUCACUAACAGAGAUUAUUUGAAAUACAACCAUCAAACACUUUGUAUCCAUCUGAAUGUCAGAAAUAGACUUGAAUGGUAUUCAUUUGAAUUUGACACAAUGGAUGUUUUUAAGCUGAAUGUAACAAUAUAAAUUAUGUUUAUGUUUUCAAAUUGAGAUGUUUAUUAUUAUGUUCUACAAUUAUAACUUACUUGUGGAAAAACUGCAGAAUGAGAAUUUAAGAAUGUGUAUAUCUAAUGUAUAUAAGUGAAGGAAAAUGGCUGCAUGAAAUGAAUUUCAAUAAUUUCUGUGGGAUGGUAUAUAAAUGUAACAUUAAUGGAAUAAGUGAUUGUAAAGGUUUGGGUCAGUACAUGCAUUCAUGUUUAAGUUAUACUUUGUUUAAUAUACUUUGGAAUACAGUAAUACCCUCUCUUC
Molecule: messenger RNA, 3027 nt
Organism: Pseudoliparis swirei
Lineage: Eukaryota; Metazoa; Chordata; Actinopteri; Perciformes; Liparidae
Product: rho GTPase-activating protein 6-like
Exons: 12
Coding region: 73-2349 (758 amino acids)
Biological process (GO): signal transduction
Source: RefSeq, a predicted model, not a curated record